CUGCAGCGCUCCAACAUGGCUCCGCGUCUGUGCAGCAUCUCUGCGGCGGCGCGGCGGCUGCUGGGGGGCCCGGGGCCGGGCCCCCGGGACGUUGCGACGGUGGCUGCGGCGCGCUUCUAUUCCAAGGACAAUGAAGGCAGCUGGUUCCGGUCCCUCUUUGUACACAAGGUGGACCCCCGGAAGGACGCCCACUCCACGCUGCUGUCCAAGAAGGAGACCAGCAACCUCUACAAGAUCCAGUUUCACAAUGUGAAGCCCGAGUGUCUGGACGCCUACAACAGCCUGACGGAGGCCGUGCUGCCCAAGCUGCACCUGGAUGAGGACUACCCCUGCUCGCUCGUGGGCAACUGGAACACGUGGUACGGGGAGCAGGACCAGGCAGUACACCUGUGGCGAUUCUCGGGGGGCUACCCAGCCCUCAUGGACUGCAUGAACAAGCUCAAGAACAACAAGGAGUACCUGGAGUUCCGAAAGGAGCGGAGCCAGAUGCUGCUGUCCAGGAGAAACCAGCUGCUCCUCGAGUUCAGCUUCUGGAACGAGCCACAGCCCAGAGCCGGCCCCAACAUCUACGAGCUGAGGACGUACAAGCUCAAGCCAGGAACCAUGAUCGAGUGGGGGAACAACUGGGCCCGGGCCAUCAAGUACCGGCAGGAGAACCAGGAGGCGGUGGGCGGCUUCUUCUCGCAGAUAGGAGAGCUGUACGUCGUGCACCACCUCUGGGCCUAUAAGGACCUGCAGUCUCGGGAGGAGACCAGAAACGCUGCCUGGAGGAAGAGGGGCUGGGACGAAAAUGUCUACUAUACAGUCCCCCUGGUGCGACACAUGGAGUCUCGGAUCAUGAUCCCUUUGAAGAUCUCACCUCUCCAGUGAUGCUGCUGCUGCCUCCAUCUCCUCCCCCUUCUCCCUCAGGGGAGCCAUGGACAGAGGAGCUCCCAUCUCUGCUGUCUUGGUUUUCUCUCCUAACCUAUGGACUCUAGGGGGGCUAGUGCUCAGGUCAGACAAGGGGGAGCUGAAGGAUGAUGGGGUUAUGAAGACUUGCAGCCCUGCCCAGACCCUUCCCACCGUCCCUGCCCACCCCUUCCCCUGUGCAGGAAGCAGUUUUUAAUUUCUCUGAACGGAACAGCAACCUUUUAUGUCUUCUCACAUUUCCUCCUCAGUUCAGUUCAGUCACUCAGUCGUGUCUGACUCUUUGUGACCCCAUGAACCGCAGCACGCCAGGCCUCCCUGUCCAUCACUGACUCCCGGAGUUUACCCAAACUCAAGUCCAUUGAGUCGGUGAUGCCAUCCAACCAUCUCAUCCUCUGUUGUCCCCUUCUCCUCCUGCCCUCAGUCUUUCCCAGCAUCAGGGUCUUUUCAAAUGAGUCAGCCCUUCGUAUUAGGUGGCCAAAGUAUUAGAGUUUCAGCUUUAGCAUCAGUCCUUCCAAUGAACACCCAGGAUUGAUCUCCUUUAGGAUGGACUGGUUGGAUCUCCUUGCAGUCCAUGAGACUCUCAAGAGCCUUCUAUAACACCACAGUUUAAAAGCAUCAAUUCUUCGGCGCUCAGCUUUCUUUAUAGUCCAACUCUCACAUCCAUACAUGACCACUGGAAAAACCAUAGCCUUGACUAGAUGGACCUUUGUUGACAAAGUGAUGUCUCUGCUUUUUAAUAUGCUGUCUAGGUUCCUCAUAAGAUUCCCCAUCUCAAGGCCACCAGUUCAUAAUCAUCACCCUGGAACUCCUCAGUUUAGCUUAAGUUGCACAAAAGGUAGCGUGUCCAGUGGUUAAAGGUGGUCUGGGAGGAGGUUAGGCCAGGCCAGGCUCUCAGGAAUUCCCUGGUCUCCACUGUGCCACCCAUUUGCGAGACAGUCUGAGCCAAGACCCUCCUGCUGGAGAAAAGUCUAGAACCGCCUCAAGAAGCAAAAGGGAAAGCCCUCAAAUCAGCUAAGUCGGCAGGAUGUCCACAUAUUCCACCCAGAAAGGCUGAGAAAAGGAAUGGGAACUGAGAAGGGUCUGCGGGAGGGAAACAGAAUGGAACAGGAACCCAGAAGGUAGAACUUAGAACUCAAAACUUGGAUCUGAAGUGAAGAAUUUGCAAUACAGAAUUGGGAAGAUAGAACUGAGGUGACAUAAGACCACUUGGGGAGGGGCUUCUAAUACAAGACUGCUGAAGAGAGGUGCACCUCCUUCUUCCCACAUAAAGAGGUUGAGAUCUUGAAUGAGUUGUUCAGCCCUUCUGUGUAGGAAGAGUCUCCUGCUCUCCCAACUGCUCUCCUACUGGCAGAGCUACGGGCUAGGUCUUGUAUUUCCCUCACCCCAAAUUCCUUUUCUCCCUCUUCACAGCCUAUCAGCCCUACUGUCGUUCUCCUGGGCCAUCGGGUGUGUGGAGUGGGGUCAGUGACUUUGGAGGCCUUCUCAGUGAUCCCCACACCUCACAGACCUCUGGGUAGCUCGAUUGUGCCUCCCUUUCAGGAAAACUUGUGCUGGAGUUGCUGAUGGAACCAAUUAAAUAUUUACUAUAAA
Molecule: messenger RNA, 2499 nt
Organism: Odocoileus virginianus texanus
Lineage: Eukaryota; Metazoa; Chordata; Mammalia; Artiodactyla; Cervidae
Gene: NIPSNAP1
Product: nipsnap homolog 1
Biological process (GO): sensory perception of pain
Cellular component (GO): mitochondrion
Source: RefSeq, a predicted model, not a curated record